This is a messenger RNA of Fukomys damarensis (Damara mole-rat), 2047 nucleotides long. It is a transcript of the gene Clic2, whose product is annotated as chloride intracellular channel 2. The transcript is spliced from 6 exons. Bases 475 to 1215 code for a protein of 246 amino acids. The record is from RefSeq and is a predicted model, not a curated record. NCBI's taxonomy places the organism in Eukaryota, Metazoa, Chordata, Mammalia, Rodentia, Bathyergidae.
AACAUCUGGUCAUAGUGAUAUAUAGAUGCCAGCACUGUGUGCGUGCGUGUGUGCGUGCGUGUGUGUGCAUGUGUGUGUAUGUGUGUGUGCGUGUGCGUGUGUGUGUGUGUGUGUGUGUGUGUGUGGGUCUACUCUGCUGACUCAUGGCAUUGAAGCCUCUCUGGAAACACCCCCACCCUUCUAGCCAGCCAGUUGAUACACACCCCUGGGGCUCCUCCUUGAUUCAAAUAAUGUUAGGUCAAGAGGAAGAAAGAAAACAAAUUCAAGAGCUGCUCUUAAGCGUCUAGAAUUUCUGUGUCCCACCUCUCAACAGGAGAGACUUGGCCCAGAUCUGCCUCAGUCCACUACAAGCUAAACUGUUCUCUUAAAGCACCAACAUUCCUUGAACCUUUGGAUACAACUGGAAGAAGAGUCCAUGGUAUUUCAGCCUCUGCGGGAGGCAGAGGUCUGAAAACCGGCAGUAAAAGCGAAAAGAUGGCGAGCCCAAGGCCCAGCUCUCAAGCAGACCCUGAAAUUGAGCUUUUUGUGAAGGCUGGAAGUGAUGGAGAGAGCAUUGGAAACUGUCCCUUUUGUCAACGCCUUUUCAUGAUCCUCUGGCUUAAAGGAGUUAAAUUUAAUGUGACUACCGUUGACAUGACCAGAAAACCUGAAGAGCUGAAGGACUUGGCCCCAGGUACCAAUCCUCCCUUCCUGGUGUAUAACAAGGAAUUGAAAACUGACUUCAUUAAAAUUGAGGAGUUUCUAGAGCAGACACUAGCUCCUCCAAGGUAUCCUCACCUGAGUCCCAAGUACAAGGAGUCCUUUGAUGCAGGCUGUAACCUCUUUGCCAAGUUUUCUGCAUACAUUAAGAAUACACAAAAAGAAGCAAAUAAGAAUUUUGAAAAAAAUCUGCUCAAAGAAUUUAAGCGUUUGGAUGACUACUUAAACACCCCACUUCUGGAUGAAAUUGAUGUAGACAGUGCUGAGGAACUCACAGUUUCCAGAAGAUCGUUCUUGGAUGGGGAUCAGCUAACACUGGCUGACUGCAGCUUGCUACCUAAGCUGAACAUUAUUAAGGUUGCUGCCAAGAAAUAUCGUGACUUUGACAUUCCAGAAGAAUUCUCAGGAGUCUGGCGCUAUCUGCGCAAUGCUUAUGCCCGUGAAGAAUUUAUCCACACAUGCCCUGAAGACAAAGAAAUUGAAAACACUUAUGCAAGUGUGGCUAAACAGAAUUAGGGCAGCUCUUUCAGGAGAAAAGGCUUUACUUUUAUCAGAUUUUACUUUCUACCAUAUUAGAAAGCCUUUUUAGAAAUAAGAUUAUGAAAAAUAUCAUUUCCUCUGUCCGUCUCAAUUAUGAAAAGGAACUCUGUAUUUUCUCUAGUUAGCCAUAAAUUAUCCACUGUAUAUUUUAUAUAUUUUCAUAUUUUCACUUCAUUUCUUUCUUUCUGUGGCAAAUCAUUGAUUGUGAUCUUCGAGGACAUGGAAAGCAUUGAGAUCUUUUGCCCUUUGCUUGAGUUCCUAGGAUGCAUAAUAUAUGAGCUAAGCAGAUUUCUGAAGCUACCAAUGACAUAAGUAGAACCACAAUCUCAAAUUGCUCCUUAGAAACAAUUCUAUCUAAAUCAUUAAAUAAUUUUACAUUUGUUACUUUAAUGCAUGCAUGAGUUUAUUUCUGGUGUGAAUAAUAAACUGAGUGAGUGAGAAGAUCAGAAAGACAAAUUCUAAAAGGCUUUUUUAAAAAUUCAGUAUAUUAAUCCAGACCAAUUGGUUUUGAACAGUAUUGAAGCAUUCGAGACCUAGAAAUAUGAUUACUUCAUUCUCAGAGAAAUGACUAUGGCCUUUGAGGCCAGAUUAUAUCAUUGUUAAGUGAGCAAGGAUUCAUUUGAUAAUUAUAUUUUUAAAUUUAUUUAUUUUUAUUAGUACAUGUUUGCAGUACAUAAUGACCACAUUUACUAUGGGAGAUUUGUAUAUGUAUGUAACACAUCUUAAUUCUUUUUUGUCCCCUGUCCCUCUCCAUUUUCCAACCUUUCUUCCCCUCCUUUUUUGCAAAAGGUGUAUUUUCAUUUUUCCA